Messenger RNA from Hansenula anomala, 336 nucleotides. RefSeq names its product Rmp1p (gene RMP1). Gene Ontology annotation, cellular component: ribonuclease MRP complex. The transcript has a single exon. The annotation marks the transcript as partial. Gene Ontology annotation, molecular function: rRNA primary transcript binding. Gene Ontology annotation, biological process: maturation of 5.8S rRNA from tricistronic rRNA transcript (SSU-rRNA, 5.8S rRNA, LSU-rRNA); nuclear-transcribed mRNA catabolic process, RNase MRP-dependent. NCBI's taxonomy places the organism in Eukaryota, Fungi, Ascomycota, Saccharomycetes, Phaffomycetales, Wickerhamomycetaceae. The record is from RefSeq and is a predicted model, not a curated record.
AUCAUGACUAUCAUACCGAAGGAAUCGCUUGUUGCAUUAGAGCAUGAGUUUGGGAUAAUAAAGUUAAUUCAUCACAGAAACAAAAACCAACACAGAGUUGCCACUUGGUGGAAACAUUUGAACAACCUUAAAAGAUAUCUCACAAAGGUAAUCUCAUUAAUUCAUACAUACAACCGUAACAAAGAUGAUAAAGUAAGGCAGAAACUACAAAAAGUAUCAAGACAUUUGUAUUUCAAUAUAUGCAAAUCAGCUUUCAGAGCUUUCAAUGGUGUUAUUGCAUUAGGUCAAUUCAUCACGUUAGGGUUGACUCUUGUGGGUGCUCUGGGAAAACUUUAC